CAUUAGCACAUGCUAGGCUAUUCCAAUCUGCAGACUGACGGACUAUGCGCUGGUGCCAGUGAUAGCACCUAUCUCUCACUCUCAGGACGGCAAGCUUUUGGGAUGUAUACAUAGACUGUAUCAAAACACGACAAGAAGAGUUGUUUUUUUUUUUGUUUUUUUUUUUUAAGUGUAUAUAGACUUUUAUUUAUAUUUUAUAAACAAAUAUAAAUUAACCCGUAAAACAGGUUUGAUUAUUACUGCAGCUUUCAGCGGACUGAAGUUUUUCUUUAAGCGAAAAAAGUCGUAUUAUAAAUAGACAGGAGAUUAUAUUUGAAGAAAUUUGUUACAUGCAUACUUUUCCAAAUAAAAACCAAAGAAGGUUGUGGAAAGAAGGUGAUUCAACUGUAACUAUAUAUAUAUAUACCUUAAUGAUGAUAAGCGAAGUCGGUCAGACUUGUUGCUCUAGUAGUAAAACAGCGAGCGUGCAAUGUCACGUUUCAAGAUCCUUUUAAUAUUUGUUGUGUAAAAUAAAUAACUAAGCAAACGUUGCUGCUUUGUGGAAGCAUACUACACAAGUCUCAAAAUCAUGUCCCAAACCGAAGUGGAUCGAGCUGUCCGCGGCAUCCCUUUAAACUCGGGUUCGGAUGAAGAUUCGUGUUUGCUACCGCUUGUGGCACCGCCGCGGAGGCGAAAACACUCGGGCAGCUCCAGAAAAAACUCGUACCGGUUUAAUAGAAUUAACGCCACGGAACUAGAGCCUAUAGUUUAUGCGUCUCCUUCCAGCGGCCCUCAACCACAACCUUGCUCAACAGAGACACGUUUGACAGAAACAAGCCAGGACGCGGAUUCGCCGUCUCUCGGUUGUCCCUUGCCUUUCCCCGUCACCAACUCGCCAAGAGCGCAGCACAACCAUGCCCCGCCGCUUAAUAACAACAAUAAUAACAGGGACGCGAUGGUGCAGAAUAACAUAUUGGGUAUCAGUUCGGACUCGGAGGACGAAACCAGCCAACGAAAACACCAAAAAGUGAUUUUAUCACGGGCUCCCUUUGAGAGUACAUGGGAACAAGAAGAGAAGGAGGAGAUCGAGACCAAAGCGGUGGCCAUCUCACCUGAUGGCAGGUACCUGAAAUUCAACAUCGAGAUCGGGAGGGGCUCGUUCAAGACUGUGUACAAGGGUCUGGACACGGAAACCACGGUGGAGGUGGCAUGGUGCGAACUACAGACUCGAAAGCUGAGUAAAGCGGAGAGGCAGCGCUUCAGUGAGGAGGUGGAGAUGCUGAAGGGGCUGCAGCACCCCAACAUCGUGCGCUUCUAUGACUCCUGGAAAUCCACCCUGAAGGGACACAAGUGCAUCCUCCUUGUCACUGAGCUCAUGACCUCCGGCACGCUCAAGACGUAUCUGAAGAGGUUCAAGGAGAUGAAGCUGAAGCUGCUGCAGCGCUGGAGCCGACAGAUCCUCAAGGGCCUUCACUUCUUGCACACCCGCUCUCCUCCCAUCAUCCACCGAGACCUCAAGUGCGACAACAUCUUCAUCACCGGCCCCACCGGCUCCGUCAAGAUAGGGGACCUGGGCCUGGCCACGCUCAAGUGUGCCUCCUUCGCCAAGAGCGUCAUAGGGACACCUGAGUUCAUGGCUCCGGAGAUGUAUGAGGAGAAGUACGACGAGGCUGUGGAUGUCUAUGCGUUUGGGAUGUGCAUUCUGGAAAUGGCAACCUCCGAAUACCCCUACUCAGAGUGCCAGAACGCAGCUCAGAUCUACCGCAAAGUCACCAGCGGAAUGAAGCCAGACAGCUUCUUCAAAGUGAAGGUCCCUGAACUGAAAGAGAUCAUUGAGGGGUGCAUCCGCAUGAAUAAAGAUGAGCGGUACACCAUUCAGGACCUGCUAGAACACUCCUUCUUCCAGGAAGACAACGGGGUUCACGUGGAGCUGGCUGAGGAGGAUGACACGGUGAAGUCGGCCCUCAAGCUGUGGCUCCGAAUGGACGAUACCAAGAAGCUUCACGGCAGAUACAAGGACAACAACGCCAUCGAGUUCCUGUUUGAGCUGUACAAGGACCUGGCAGAGGAGGUGGCCCAGGAAAUGGUGGUCCUGGGCUUUGUGUGCGAAGCGGACUACAAGGUAGUGUGCAAGGCUAUCCGCGACCGGGUGACGGCCAUCAAACGCAAGCGGGAGAAGCAGAAGCGGCUGCAGGAGAAGAAGAAAGAGGAGGCGGAGGAGGAGGAGGAGGAGGAGGAGAAGCAGCAGAGCCUGCUGAGGGCGAUCGAGGAGAUGUGCUCUUCCCAGAGCCCCGCCCAGUCCGAGGGAGGAGCCCUCACCCCUGGCCCCGCCCCCUCCGCAGCUACUGGCUCGUCUGAUUCCGGAAUCAACGCCUCCUUCCUGCCCGAGCCGGAGGAGCCCGAGGCAGACCAGCACCAGCUCUACCUCAUCCGCCACACCAGCUACUCCUCCGCCACGUGUAAGAUUGGAACGACCGCCAUUACAGCGGACUGUGAGACAGACGGCUACCUCAGCUCCUCCGGUCUGCAGGACUCCCAGGACAGGUUACAGCAGCCGUGCAGCAACAACUCAGUGGGAGAGCCCUCCAGCGAGACUCCCCCCAGACCUGCCCUCCGCUUCCCUUCGAGCAUUGCGAUGAGUCUGCAGUCAGAGAGAUUGUCAUCUGGACCUAUUAGCGGAUUCUCCUCUCUGCUGGACAGCUACGCCUCCGAUGUGACGUCAGGAUUGAGCGACGGCUACGAAGGCCUGUCAGCGUCGGAGAGGAGUGUGAAACCACACGCCAGGCGCUCCUCUGGGAAGCUGUACCGACGGAGAGCGAAAUCUAGACUGCGCAUUAUCAGUGUCUCUGAUAAAGUGGAUCGGGAGGUGGAGUGCCAGCUUCAGACGUACAACAACAAAAUGGUGACGUUCAAAUUCGAUCUGGACGGGGACAACCCAGAGGACAUUGCGGCAGUGAUGGAACACAAUGAGUUCAUUCUGCCAUCGGAGCAAGACAGAUUCAUCCAUCAGAUCCAGGCCAUAAUCAACCGCUCCGAGGCCCUGAUGAAGAAGGAGCCUCCUGGGAUACUGGAGACAGAGGGAGGGGCCAGGCUCCCUUACCUGAGUGGGGCCAGUGCACUAUCCGCUUCCCAGCCAGACCUGCGCGUGCAUGAACUCUCCCGCACCCUGUCAUCCUCGUCUCUGCCAGAGUACGGGUGUGCCAGCCCCAGCCAAGAGACGCCGUCUCCAGUCAGGCACGACGUAGACAGCCUGCUCCCCGAGCAGGACCUCUCAGACAUUACCUCACACAGCCAGCCGCUUAGGCCCCAGCCCCAUCCCCCGGCUCCAGUGUCUACAAGCCUCUACUACCAGACGGGCACCCCUUAUCACCCAGGAAUGACUACCCUGCCUGCGUCAGUGCCAGUUGACGCAGUGCCAGCUACGCAGCCUUACCCCUCACAGGCCUACAUUCAGGGAGGAUACUUCCCCUUGUAUCCCAUAAGCACCGGCUCUCCUCAGCACAGGCAGACACCACCUCCCCUAUCCCAGCUCUCCAGCAGCAAUCUCCACAGCGCCUCCUUCACCUGUUCCUCUCUGUCUCCAAAUCAACCAAACUUUUUACAGCAGGCUUACCAAGGAGAGCUGCUGAGCCAAGGACUGGAGGGCAACUUCUCACCCCAGCAGCAACCCUGCAUGUGGCCGGAUGUGACCACCCAGCCCCUUUUCUCCCUGGCUAACGUCCUCUCGCUGGCUAUGAGCGUGGCACAGUCCUUUAUGUCGCCCACUGCUGCCCCUGGCACCAGCACUCUGCCCCAGGGAAUGCCCCCAGCGGUCAGUUACCUCCACCAGACGUCGAACCACCUGCCUCCACACCAGCCCUACCCCCCAGCCUACGCCCAGCAGCAAGCUUUCCCUGCCAAUUCCGCGUACAUUCCCGGUCAAACGGGGCUCCCCGAUCUGUACCAGACCCCAGAGACGGUCUCUCAAAGCCCCCCACACCCUGGUGAGCCCGCAACCAAAGAAACAGGGCUUGUAUCCAUGUCCGCAGCUUUCCAUGGGAUGCCAGUCACUCCUCAGCUGGCUCCUCCAUCUCCAGUUAUGGGGCAGUCGCACCGUCACAACCCGGGGCUUGCUCCGCCUCCUCCUCCUCCUCUGCCCAACCCCCUGCUCAACCGGAUCCAGACCUUCACCCCACCGCCUCCCCUUCUUCCAGACAGGACCGGGAGUCCCACCCCUCUCUUCUUCUUCUUUCCCGAAACCCCUUCCUCCCAGCUUGCCUGCCCUGUGGAAUCCCCUGCCUCCUCAGCCCCUACCCAAGGGUCUGUCUGCAACAGCGCGCCAUCGACCAGCCCACAGACUUUAUCUGCAUUUCUUGUAGCCGAAUCCUCAGAGAGAGAAAAAACCAGAUUGUCUCCGAUUUGUGAAGUUUCAGAAAACAAACCGCCUGUCGUCGUCGGGAGAUUUCAGGUGUCGCCGACCAAAGUCAACCCCCCAGCGCCUGACCCCGGUGCUGCCCUCGCCAAGGACAGCGACACGGAGAGCAGCACUGAGAACCAGGACGACUCCCAGGACAGCACCUCCCGCAGCCGGACAGCUAGCAGCUUCACCCGGCCGGGAAGCGACACGGACUCCGAUAGCGGCCCUGAGCAGCACUGCUCCGACCGGGCGUCCGGAGAUGGGCUGGACAUUGCCGAGGCAGAGACGAAGACGUCGGAGCAGAGCGUGGGGAGCCCUCAGUACGGCACGCCCUUGAGCGUGUGGCUGCGCUGUUCCCGUAGCACUAACUACAUCAGCAGCGAUGACACGGAGAGCGAGGGCGAGGACGUGUGGGAGGAGCUACAGAGCCUCAGAGACAAACACUUGACGGAAGUGCAGGUGCUGCAGGCCGUACAGAAGCGGGAGAUCGAGGAGCUCUAUGAGAAGAUGGGGAAGGCACCCCGGCCUGGGGUCGUGUCCCCCGCCACCAUGCUGUCGAGCCGUCAGAGACGCCUGUCCAAGGGGGGCGGCUUCCCCCCCUCCCGCCGGAACAGCCUGCAGAGGCUGGAGGUCCUGCAGACAGCAGCAGUGACGGGGAUCAUGAGGAAGAACUCCUUCAGCGGGAGCAGCAGUGGGUCGCAGGAGCGCACGAACAAAGGGGUCACCUUCACAGGAGACUUCAGCAGAAUGUAAAAAGUCUCGCUGGAGCUCCCUCUCUGGACUACCUCACCUGAUCUGUGAGCUACAGGGUAUCCUAGUCACAGCCAACAGAAAGAAGCCCAUCGGAGCUUUAAAUUACGAGUUGAUCUCUGGUUAAAACCCUGGAUAAUCGAAGCAGAAGGCUGCUUGAACAGACAUGCUAAAUCCAUGACAAUUCUGGAAACAGAAGUUCCACGUUUUGUUUCAUACAGCAGUACAACCGACAGCUUCUGUCUGCUUUAAAUUAAAGUCGGUAGUUGUAAUAGUCUUGGGGCGCCUUGAAGGGAUCAAGUUAUUUUGUAUAACAGUAUAUACAUUGUUUUGAUUUGUUGCUCACUAAAUAAUCGCUCUGCUUGCAAUGUCAGAAACAUAACGGCACACCUUCAGAUAGGCUCAUGUAGCUAACGCAGGGAUUCUGUACAGAGCUUGGCAUUUGUUUGGUUCUUGAUUAGACUAGUUAUAUUGAAAAUGGUUGUGGUUUUUAUUACUGGGUCACAGCACUGUCGUUAUGAGUGUGUACGAUGAGGCAAGACAUCUGAUCCAGUACUCUCUGAAGAGUACAGUGUAAGCACUGGGACGCCCUAUAAAUGAGAAAAGAAAGGACAACAUGAAACAUGUCUCCUUUUUAAGUGAUAUUAGCAUGCUAAUAAAUGCAUGGUGGUCCUACACAGUUACUGCUGCUUUAUGAAUACAGACUUGCAUUUCAACCCUACACAACCAAAAUAGCAUUUUAGAGUUAGAUUUAAAAAAAAAAGAAAUAGAUAUAUGGAUGUGACUGAAAAGAAUGUAUACAAUACUGCUUUUAUUUUUUUAAACAAACGGCCAAAUUAAUGUUAGCCAACUGUAUUGUAAUGAUGAAAUACCUUGGAAAAUAUAAUCAUUCUGAGUAUCAAACACAUGCAAUAGUUAUGUGCUGCUAGAAUAUGGGGUAAAAUACAUAAGAAAGUUUCCAAACGAGAGGAGGCCAUUCGGCCCAUCUUGCUCGUUUGGUUGUUAGUAGCUUAUUGAUCCCAGAAUCUCAUCAAGCAGCUUCUUGAAGGAUCCCAGGGUGUCAGCUUCAACAACAUUACUGGGGAGUUGGUUCCAGACCCUCACAAUUCUCUGUGUAAAAAAGUGCCUUCUAUUUUCUGUUCCCUGCAGUGCGCUGAAUUCUUAUUUAUAACGAGUAAUAAUAUAAACUUAAAACACAAGUCCCUUUUACAAUAUAAAUGAUUGUCAAGUAUGCCUAAAAACUAAGUUGAACAUUUCUUGCACAUUGUAAUGUUUGACUGAAGCUGUGAAUCCGUACAGUUGCCUUACAAAACGCAUUUGAAAAUUUAGCAGACAGUGGAAAAUGAAUACAAGAUCAUAUUGUUUUCACUAAAACAAGCUAUCAUUUAGGUAUAGAAAAUAUUUUAUUAAAAUGAAUUAUAUUUUAUGAAGGUAUUAUUGAGCAGGUUAGUUUUAAUCUGGUUGCUUUUCUACUGCCUUUCGUGCUACUCUUUAAAAAAAAAAAAAUUAAAUUAAAAAAAAAAAAAAAACUAAA
Messenger RNA from Acipenser ruthenus (sterlet), 6659 nucleotides. It is a transcript of the gene wnk4a, whose product is annotated as WNK lysine deficient protein kinase 4a. Gene Ontology annotation, biological process: positive regulation of potassium ion import across plasma membrane; intracellular signal transduction; protein phosphorylation. The record is from RefSeq and is a predicted model, not a curated record. Gene Ontology annotation, molecular function: potassium channel inhibitor activity; ATP binding; chloride channel inhibitor activity. The transcript has 20 exons. The coding region runs from base 569 to 5128 and encodes 1519 amino acids. NCBI's taxonomy places the organism in Eukaryota, Metazoa, Chordata, Actinopteri, Acipenseriformes, Acipenseridae. Gene Ontology annotation, cellular component: cytoplasm; cytosol.